AUGAAGUGGAUCUGCGUUCUGCUAGCGUGCCUGGCGGUCGCCGAGGCCUCCAGGGGGGGUCCGGUGUCGAACGACCUGUGCAGCGAGUGCACAUGGGCUGUGCGGGCGCUCAAGGACCUGAUGUGCGACCCUGGCGUCGAGGGCAACGUGGUGGAUUGGGUCAUUGACAACGUCUGCGCUGCUGCUGGCGACAACAAGCAGUCGUGCGCCGACAUCGUCAACGGCAUCGCGCCGGCGCUGCUCGACUGGCUGCGCCUCGGAACAGACGCGCAGGAGAUGUGCGCAGAGGCUGGCGUGUGCGGCGCGCCGCCGCCGGCCUUCGCCGCCCCGGCCAAGCCCCGCCGCGCCCGUGCGGCGCCCCGCAACGACCUGACCUGCCCCCUCUGCAUGUUUGUGGUCUCCAAGGUCAAAGAGACGCUGUCAGACCCCAUCACCCGCCAAGCCGUGCACGACAAGACGCGCGCCGCGUGCGGCGUCAUGCCGGAGGGCGCGGUGCGGGACGCAUGCAUCCAAUGGGCCGACCAGUACGGGGGCACCCUCGGCCUGACGCGUCGCGGCACCGAGUGA
Molecule: messenger RNA, 567 nt
Organism: Monoraphidium neglectum
Lineage: Eukaryota; Viridiplantae; Chlorophyta; Chlorophyceae; Sphaeropleales; Selenastraceae
Product: saposin
Exons: 6
Coding region: 1-567 (188 amino acids)
Source: RefSeq, a predicted model, not a curated record